AUGGGCUCAUAUUUUGGUCGAAACCAUUCGCCCAAGCCGUCGACCGAGCGUGCGCAUUCCUACAUCCCGCAGGCCAACACCUCAUCGUCGCCCGUCUCGCAAUCGGCGCCUGUCCUGCCACCCAUCCCGAGCAUCGCUGAUGUCGCAGACAAUGCACAACCCACGGGACUGGGCCUCGAUGCCGCCUUUGCCUUCGACCCGAGUCCGAGACAGUCCACACCCUCUUCGUCUUCGAACCUCUCGACGCCCUCACCGCUUCGCGAUGCCGCUGCCACCACUGCUCCUGCUGUGCGCCCGCAGAACUUGCAAAAGGGAAGGGCUGUGACAAGUCCUGUAGGUGCCUUGCCUAGCUUCCAGCAAGCAAACAUGUCACCAUCUUCUCCCCUGGCCGCCCUGUCUGUACCUUAUUCCUCGACCACCGCCCAGGCCAAACCCCGCGCAGGCAACCGCCCACUUCCCGCCGAGUCGACCAUCAAUGGAGUCCCGCAACAUGCAAAGACGUCCAAACAGAAACCGGAACUACACUCGAACAAGUCAUCCAAGGGCAAGUUCAACCUGCUCAAUCCCGUCAACCUCCUUAUGCGCAGACGUUCUGCCCAAGCUGUCGAAACCCUGGAGAAGACACAAUCCAAGAACCUGGCCAUACCACCUAUGGAUCUUCCUGAUGAUUACGAUCCGCGCAUUCGAGGCAAGCUUGUACACGAUUUCAGCGCUCCUCGAACUCGACGCACGCCGUCAUAUGACCCGAGUCUAGCAGAGGCUUCAUCGAAACCCUCGACUGCAAACGACUCUAUCAGAUCGCAACAGGACUCGGUCGACCGUGAUGCCAAGAGGCAAUCAGUCCAGCAUACGCCCGUUUUCGUUGAGCAUAUCGACAGCGAACCUGAUGUGAGCCGUGUAAAUGCUGAAACUUUGGCGAACAGCGAUUUUAUCGCCCGAAACUCAUGGCACCAGAGUGGAGAGUCACUCAACAUGCCUCCUUUUGGUCGCCGGAGUCAGCUAUUCGAUGACCAACCUCACUCUGAACCCGCUUCCGAUUCUCCACACUCUGCAAUGAGCGCCAUGAGCGGUCCGGGAUGGCAAUAUCACGAACCUGAGCGCGUCUAUUCCCCAGUAUCACCCGAACCCGCUCCCGAGUCCGCACCUGAGCAUCACGAGCUUGGAUUUGAAAGAUGCGAGCAAGAGUCAUUGUCAAUUCAGCAAGAACCUCAACCAUCACCUAACCUUCUACCAAAUCCCAAUUCUACCUUGCCUAGGCAUAUGACCAGUACAGCUUCGCGUUUCAGCUUCCAAAUAGCCAAUGACUCAAUAGCGGAGGAGAAACUGCUGGAAGAGAGACAUAAGCUGCGCCAGUCAAAUAUCGUCCAGGAUCCACCCAAGUUUGACCGCGACGAUUACGAGGAUGAAGAAGAGGAUACCUUCGACGAGGAUGCUAUGUACGAUCACGAUGAGAUGGAAGACUCGCCUGCGAACGGUCUUUACGGACAUCUCAAUUCUGGUCUGGCCGAACAAGAGGAGGAAGACGAACAAGAGGUUGAUGAUGAAGCCUUCGAUGAAGACAAAUUCGACGAUCCUUCAUAUCUGAAAAGACCGAAUCAACCACCCCAUCUGCACGAAACCGCCGCGAACUCCUCGGUUUAUGCGCCUCCAGAUGCGCCUGUUCACAAUGUCAAUGGCUAUCCAUUCCUCAUCCAGAAUCCUGGAACGGGCCAUUUCUCUGCUGAUUCGCCGUUUUCCGAGAGCUCGUCUCAGCCUAGCGAACAACAGCGAGAAGCUCAGGACGAAGCAGCGCGACAUGAUUCCCAACAAGGUCCUCCCGAUUGUCAUAACCUUUCGGCAUACCACAGUGCUUUGGCAGAAGCCGCACAUCGGGCUGCGGCUGAUGACGCAUAUUCCAAUGCCAAUGCCUAUGCCCCAUUCUAUGCCCGCGUCCAUGCGGAUGCAGGUCCCCCAUAUAUGCAGAUGCAGAUGCCACAAUUAUCACCAUAUCAGAUGCAGCUGCAGAUGCAAAUGCAAAUGCAGAUGCAACCUCAGAUACCUCAAGGUCACAUGUCUGGCUCGACCCACGCUCCCCGUGGCUCUUACUCAGCAUUUGAAUUUGGCUUCAGCGAUGGUGCAACCAUAGAGGAUACUUUCUCGUCUCCGGAAUUUCCUAAUGACGAUUUUGCUUUCGAUGAUUCAGAUCUAAUUUCCGCUGCAAACUCGGAAGCACUUGCAAACGACGAUGAAGGAUUCUACAGUCAAGAGUUUGGUUUCUACGCCAGAGCACGUCCAGGAGGCGAUCCUGAUGCAAUCGAGGCUAUCAACGGUGGCUAUUUUGGCGCACCUGGAAUCGAGAUUGUACGACAGAAGAGUGUGAAGGAACCAAAUCUGACUCCCAUCACCGAGCGCAGCGAAUUCAGUACGCGUAACUCAUACAUUGGCCCAUUCAGCCCACUCGCCGCUGCGCUUCCAUCGCCCGGCUUUCCGCCAUCCCAUAUGGCAGCAGCGCGUAUGAGCCCUCUUGCUUGGCAGCAUUUGCAAGAAGACGAGAUGACACUAGCAGAUCUCCGAAGACUUAAGCAAGGCGCAUUUGGUAGCAGCAGCAACAGUGUCAACUCUUUGUCCUCGUCUUUCGGCGUUCCAGCUCCUUACAGUCCCACUAUGGCUGCACAGAACAUGCCUGGUGGCUAUUUCAUGCCGCGUGCCGGUGGUGUUCCUAUGGCCUGGCAGCGUAGCAGUGACAGCAACUCCAACUACAAUCCAUCUAAUCAUUCUUCCAGUCCUGUUCCUACAUCGCCAAUUCACGCAUCAUUGCCCAAUGGUAUGACCAACAGUCAGGCAUUCAAUCCAUCUCUGCAACCACCACAUGCACUCUUCGUGGCAGAGAACGUCUCGACUCCUAAGAAGAGCUCAUCUGGUCUACAAGAACUGCCAAGGACGCCGGUGACGGCGAAGAAAGCCGCAGCCAAGGAAACAGCUGCAGCUUCAGAACGGCAAUCACGCCAAACACACUCACGAUCUGGCAGCGGUGCAGACAACAUCACUUAUGUCCGUGAAGAGGACUCUACGGGCGGCAAGCGUUGGGUCCUCGAAAGACGGCGUACGAGCGAGGCUGGCCUCUUAGAACUCAUCGGCAGAGAAGUUGUCGAAGGUGGCCGCAUUUGA
This is a messenger RNA of Aureobasidium uvarum, 3147 nucleotides long. NCBI's taxonomy places the organism in Eukaryota, Fungi, Ascomycota, Dothideomycetes, Dothideales, Saccotheciaceae. The record is from the annotation of a GenBank genome assembly.